CAGCACGUCGUGCACUGUGUAUUUGUAUUUGGCAAUAAUACAAAGCGAUGAGCGGUUGGGCACAGGGCUCGCCGCUGAAGCGCAGCAAAAGCCACGUCGAAAUGGCAAGCGACAAUGCUCCCGCAGGACCCUUGCUCAGCGAGGAAAGCAGUGCGUGCUUGCUUGACAGGCUGGACAGCAACAUCCUGGUGUCUAUCCUCAGCUUUUUAACGCCGCGCGAGGUGGUGACUGCCAGCCUGACAUGCAAGCAGCUGGCGGCGGCGGCCGAGGCGCCGGUGCUGUGGCGGCAGCUGUACGACAGCGCGCUGUGCCCCCGCGUCAAGGAGCGCCACCUGCCGCACCCCAGCCAGAUAAGUGACUGGCGGGGGGUGGUGGUGCGGGGGCUACUGCUGCGCGAGCUCCCGCACGGGGCGUGGGAGCGCCUGCAGCCCGAGGGCAACCGACAGCUGCGGCCCUGCCCGCGCGAGGGCCACGCCGCCUCCAGCUGGGGGCGCGACUCCAUGAUCCUGUUCGGCGGUUGGGGCAGCGGCAUCCGCAACGACCUCUACAUUCUGGAGCGGGUGGCGCCAACCGCCAACGAUCAACCGUCAACUGCCGCCGCCGCCGCCGCGGCGGAGCCGCCGUCGGCGCGCCCGGCCGGCCGAGAUGAGGAGCGCCGCGCCGGUCCCUACCACCACCACCACCACCCAAACCGCCACGGCGCGGCGGCCGGCCCCUCGCGCUGCCCAGCCGCCACUGCAGGGGCCGCAGCCGCCGCUGAUGCGGCGGAGGCCGCCGCUGAGGCUGGAUCCGCCGCCAAGCCAUCCUCAUCCACAUCGCCAUCCUCCCGCUCCCAGCCGCCGCAGCCCGGCGGCGCGCCCUGGGUGCUGCCUGAGCAGGACGAGCCGUGCGGCUGGCAGUGGCGCGUGCCGCGCGUGGCUGGCCGCAAGCCGCCGGUGCGGUACGGCCACAGCGCCACACGCUGCGGCCCCGAUGGCGGCUGGCUGGCCGUGUACGGAGGCAUGCAGGCGGGCGGCUAUGCUGCUGAGAUCUCCAGUCUGGCGCUGCUGCGGCCCUUCAGCGGUGACCUGCCUGGCACAGAGGACCUUGACCCCGCUGACUACGAGUAUGAGUGGUACCUGCCGCAGCUGUCGGGGGCGGACCCGGGCGCGCGCGGCUACCACUCCGCCUGCGCCUCCGAGGACGGCAUGCGGCUGUUUGUGUUCGGCGGCAUUGCGCGGCGGGGCAGCACCACACGCCUCAGCGUGAUCGACCUGCGCACCCUGACCGUGGACCGCCCCACCACCACCGGCGGCGGCCCUAGCCCGCGAUUCGGCUGCUCGCUCUUCUGCUACGGCGGCAAGCUGUGGGUGGUGGGCGGCGGCAACGGCAGCGACUUGGCUCGCAGCGGUGUGGACCUGUUUGACGUCUGGACACUGGACCUGAAGAGCUGGGAGUGGGCCGAGGUGAAGCCGGCCAAUGAGCCCCACGACCGCAAUGCGAUGGGCCGCUGCCACGCCUCGGUGCUGCUGGGCUCCAAGCUGCUCAUGUUCGGAGGCUCCCUGGAGCUGGGCAACCACAUCACAUGGCUGGACGUGGGCGCCUGCCCCGCCCCGGUGUGGGGCCACCCCGCCGCCGUGCUGGGCGCGCCGCCCGGCAAGCGCAUGAGUGCAGUGGCGGCGAUCAGCCGGACCGACCUGCUGGUGUUCGGAGGGUGGAUCUACUCCUGCGGCGAGAUGGGAGACCUCCACCGCUACAAGCUGCUGCUCAGUGAGCCCGAGACCAGGCGCGCACGAGACCUCAUCGCCCGCGCGGACGCCGCCGCAGCAGCCGCCGCGGCCAGCGCCAGCAGCAGCGCCGGCGGCACCUGGAGGUCGGGCUGCGGCGGCAACGGCAACGGCGGCGGCGCGAUGGGGCUGCUGGGCAGCAUGCUGCACGGCAUUUCGGCAGGCCGUGGCGGCAGCGCCGCCGCCUCCGGCGGGGCGGCGGCGGCGGCGGGGCCGCGGCGCGGCCCAGUGACGGACGCGGCUCAGCAGCUGUCAGAGCUGCUCAGUUCUAAGAUUGCCCGAUACUACACGCUCAUGCGUGAGGCCCAGGAGCGCGAGGAGCGCAGCGGCCACGUGCCGCUGGCGCUGGUGCGGCAGAUGCACGAAACCAUGAUGGCGAUCCGGCUGCUGCGCAACCACGCACGCGAGGAGGGCCUCGGCAGCGACGACGACGGAGACGGCGGGGGGGAGCGGGGCGGCCCCUCGGGCUGGACUGAUGACGACGACGAUGAGGAUGAUGAUGGUGGUGGUGGGGACGUGCACGUGGCGGCGCUGUUUGGGGGCAUGGGGCAGGAGGACAGCGAUGAUGAAGAGAGCGAUGAGGAGGAGGAUGAGGAGGCGGAGGGAGAUGAUGACGAGGACGAGGAGGAGGAUGAGGACGAGGACGGGCCGACGGUGUUGGAGUAUGAUCCCAACGAGACGGGUGAGGAGGAGACGGACGCGGAGGAGGCGCCUGGCAGCGGCGGCAGCGCGGAAGGUGAAGAGGCGGCCGAUGAGUAACGCGCCAGGAGCGGCUGAAGCGGCUAGACGCGCAGGUGGAGGUACGUAGGCAGUGUGCAUGCAGCGUGCGAGUCAGCGUGUGUACGUUUGUGGCCCGGUUUCUCUCCGACCACAAUGUUGGCUGAUAUCGGCAAUCUAGCGAUGAGAGCCGCCCCCGCAGGCGCGAGGCAGGAGUGGCGCUGACAGUGGGUUGCUGCCGCGUGUGCGCCAGGAUACAGGAGACGACAAGGCCGUAGGUGUGGGUGACACAACGGAAACGCAGCGUGUGUUUAGGUAGGUGUGUGUAUGUUGGGCGCAUGGGGCGGGCACGCGUCACGCCGCCAGGCACCUGGGCGAGGAGCCGAGAAGUGUGUGCUGUGUGCGUACGGAUGCAGGAGGGCAGCGACUGGUCCAAAGAGUGAUGGGUGCGGAAGUGUGGUGCUGUUUUUUAUGCAUGUAGGAUGAGGACGACAGCGAGCGGGCCAUCCAGGCAAAGUGAUCAAUGGCGCGAGCCGGCAGGUGGCGGGGGGGUGGGGGGUGUUACUGGGCAGUUGAGCAUGCGCGCGGGUACCGUAGUAUGGUGCGGUGUGUGCGGGUACGGUGCAGGGUUCGCGCCUGAUGUACCGGGGGCCCCUCUGGUGCUGCCUGGUGAACAACGCAGGAGCGCAGGGAAACUAUCGCGCGUGCCGCAGGCUUUCUUGGGAUGUAUCAUAUCAACACGGCUUCUGUACAUAAAACACGGCCGACUGGCGGGAUAGGAAUCAUAGGAUUCGUAGGCGGCGAAUGAAUGGUCUGAUGGGGUCGACUCUGGAGCCUGGGGGGUUUGCCUUGUUUGGGCUGGAUGUCCAGUUACAUGUUGAACAUGUUGCCACAGGCACGGUCACGCCGCCACGGUUUGCUCAUCUCCCGGCACAAGUGGCGAUGUAAACACUGGUGCUAUGCCGGCACGCAGAAACCUCUGCCAUUCCGCCAAGUCGUACUCGGCCAGGCGCCAACGUGACGUCUCUGCAACAAGC
Messenger RNA from Chlamydomonas reinhardtii, 3520 nucleotides. RefSeq lists its product as uncharacterized. The coding region runs from base 102 to 2525 and encodes 807 amino acids. NCBI's taxonomy places the organism in Eukaryota, Viridiplantae, Chlorophyta, Chlorophyceae, Chlamydomonadales, Chlamydomonadaceae. The record is from RefSeq and is a predicted model, not a curated record. The transcript is spliced from 13 exons. Gene Ontology annotation, molecular function: protein binding.